This is a messenger RNA of Rotaria sp. Silwood1, 3888 nucleotides long. Lineage: Eukaryota; Metazoa; Rotifera; Eurotatoria; Philodinida; Philodinidae. The record is from the annotation of a GenBank genome assembly.
AUGUCACCGUUUAAAAGAAAACCAACAGCUGAUAAAGCUGUUGUAAGUGGUGGUGAUUCGUCUAUGUUUGAUAUAACACUUGAUCAACUUAAAGAACUUAUGGAAGUACGAGGAAAAGAUUUAAUGGAAAAACUUAAUUCAUCUGAAUAUAAUGGUGUUAAAGGAAUAUUAACAAAAUUAAAAGUUGAUGGUAAUAAAGGUCUUGAUUCAAAUAAUCAGCAAGAUUUUGAACAACGUCGUACAGCUUAUGGAAAAAAUGAAAUACCACCUAAACCAAUGAAAACAUUUUUCAGAUUAUGUUGGGAUGCACUUCAUGAUAUGUUAUUAAUUAUAUUAUUAAUAUGUGCUGUUGUUUCAAUUGGUCUAUCAUUUUAUAAAGCACCUAAAGAAGGAGACGAUGGAAAAGAAGAUGAACCAAAUAUUGAAUGGAUUGAAGGUGUAGCCAUUCUUGCUGCUGUUCUUGUCGUUGUAAUUGUAACUGCGUUCAAUGAUUGGCGAAAAGAACGUCAAUUUCGUGGAUUACAAAAUGAAAUUGAAAAAGAUCAACAAGCAUCUGUUAUACGAGAUAAUGUUAUAAAACAAAUUCCUAUUGCAGAACUUGUUGUUGGUGAUCUUUGUUUUAUUAAAUAUGGUGAUCUCGUACAAGCUGAUGGCUUAAUUAUUCAAUCAAGUGAUCUUAAAAUUGAUGAAUCAUCUAUAACAGGAGAAACGGAUUUAACGAAGAAAAAUGAGACAGAAGAAAUUGGAUGUUUAUCAGGCACACAUGUUAUGGAAGGUAGUGGUCGAAUGGUUGUUGUUGGCGUUGGUCUUAAUUCACAAGUCGGUAGAAUUAUGAGUUUACUUGGUGCAACAGAAGACGAUUCUAAAAAGAAAAAGAAAAAAUCUCCAAAACCUAAAUCAUUAUCAUCAUCAAAAGUAUAUCCUGAUAAAUCGGAACAAAAUGAAAAUGAACAUAAUACUGACACGGUACAUAUAGAAAAUGAAAAAAAUCAAUCAACAAAAAAACAUCCACGUAUUCAUAAAUUAUUGUCAUUAAACCAAAAAAAAGAUAAUGAACAAGACAUGAAACCAACGAAAAAAGAAAAUCAUAAUAAUAAUAAUGAACAAGAAAAGAAAUCAAAUAAUGAUGAUAAACAAAAGAAAAAAUCUACUGAUAGUGAUGAUGAAGAACAAAAGAAACAAUCGCAAGCAAAUAAACAAAAACAAGUUAAUAAUCAAUUAACAAUAGCAUCAUCUAUGGAACGAAAUGCUCCGAAUGACAAUAAAAAUAAAUCCGAAGAGAAACCAGAAAAUAGUCAAAAUACUAAAGAAGAUACUGAAAAGAAACCGACUGAAUUAGCUGAAGCUGCCAAAAAUGAUGAUAAUGAAAAAGGUGAAUCAAAGGAUACUAAACAUAAAUCUGUUCUUCAAACAAAAUUAACAAAAUUAGCUCUUUAUAUUGGUUAUAUUGGUAUGGCUGCUGCUCUUUUAACAUUAGUUUGUUUAAUUAUUCGUUUCUGUAUAACAACUUAUGUUGUUAAAAAACAAAAAGCCAAAGCAAGUGAUGUUAGUUAUUUUAUUUCAUUUCUGAUUCAAGCUAUUACCGUCGUUGUUGUUUCAGUACCAGAAGGUCUACCAUUAGCUGUUACACUCGCUCUUGCCUAUGCUGUUCGAAAAAUGAUGACCGAUAACAAUCUUGUCCGACAUUUAGAUGCUUGUGAAACAAUGGGCAAUGCAUCAACAAUAUGUUCAGAUAAAACAGGAACAUUAACAACAAAUCGAAUGACAGUUGUACAAUGUUAUAUUAAUGGAAAACACUAUGAACAAAUACCAAAACAUGAAGAAAUGAAUCAAGAUUUAUUAGGACUCCUUUUCGAAUCUAUAACUGAAUCAAAAGAAGAUGGUAGUGGUUUACAAAAACAAAUUGGUAAUAAAACUGAAUGUGCUUUACUUGAUUUAGUACGACAAUGGGGUGGAUCCUAUGAUGAAAUUCGUGAAAAAAUUCCUCAAGAUGAUUUAGUUAAAGUAUAUACAUUUAAUUCUGCACGAAAAAUGAUGAGUACAAUAAUUAAACAUGAUGAUGGUUAUCGAUUAUAUACAAAAGGUGCAUCAGAAAUGGUUUUAACUAAAUGUAAAUCAAUUAUUGGUGAAGAUUAUAAAUCAAAAGAUGUAAAUGAUGAUGAAAAAAAUAAAAUAACACAUGAUAUUAUUGAAAAAAUGGCUAAUGAGGGUUUAAGAACAAUUUGUAUUGCAUAUAAAGAUCUUGGCAAAGAAACACAAAAUUGGGAUGAUGAAGAUAAAUUUGUUAAUGAUUUAGUAUGUAUUGCUAUUGUUGGAAUUGAAGAUCCUGUUCGUAAAGAAGUACCAGAAGCUAUUGAAAAAUGUCAAAAAGCUGGUGUUGUUGUUCGUAUGGUAACAGGUGAUAAUCUAACGACAGCUCGUUCAAUUGCAACAAAAUGUGGUAUAAUCAAGCCAAAUGAUGAUUUUCUUGUACUUGAAGGAAAAGAAUUUAAUAAACGUAUUCGUGAUUCAUCAGGAAAGAUUUCACAAGAGAAACUAGAUGAGAUAUGGCCAAAAUUACGUGUUUUAGCACGUUCAUCACCACAAGAUAAAUAUAAUUUAGUUAAUGGUAUUGUAGAAAGUCGAGCAACACAACAUCGAGAAGUUGUUGCUGUCACUGGGGAUGGAACAAAUGACGGACCAGCAUUAAAACGUGCUGAUGUUGGAUUUGCUAUGGGAAUUCAAGGAACAGAUGUUGCAAAACAAGCAUCGGAUAUUAUUUUAACUGAUGAUAAUUUUUCAUCGAUUGUUAAAGCAAUAAUGUGGGGACGAAAUGUUUAUGAUUGUAUUGCAAAAUUUCUUCAAUUUCAACUUACUGCUAAUGUAUCAGCAGCUGCCGUAUCAGUUGUUUCAGCUGCAGCUAUUAGUAGUGUUCCAUUACGCGCUGUUCAAAUGCUUUGGGUUAAUCUUAUUAUGGAUACAUUAGCAUCAUUAGCAUUAGCUACAGAAUCACCAACAGAAGAAUUAUUAAAUCGAAAACCUUAUGGUCGUACAAAAUCAAUCAUAUCACCAUUAAUGUUACGUAAUAUUCUUGGUCAAUCUUGUUAUCAACUUGUUAUUAUGUUUAUUAUACUUUAUGCUGGACAACAUUUUUUGGGUGUUGAAUCAACUGUUGAAAAACUUCAAAAUUAUCCGCAGGCUGGAAAAGAAUUAAGUGCACAAUUUACUAUGGUAUUUAAUGCAUUUGUAUUAAUGACUUUAUUUAAUGAAAUUAAUUCAAGAAAAUUACAUGGUGAAAGAAAUGUAUUUAAAGGAAUGUUUAGAAAUCCAGUUUUCUAUGGUAUUUUGUUAUUCUGUUUUGGUGCACAAAUUAUAAUUGUUACUUUUGGUGGUAAAGUUUUUAGUUGUGCAAGAUUAGAUAUUAAACAAUGGGCAUGGAGUUUCCUUUUCGGUGUUGGAUCACUCAUAUGGCAGCAGAUUCUUUUAUUCAUCCCAGUUGAACCAUUCAGUAAAUGUUUUUCAGCUUUAUAUCGUAUUUGUUGUCCAUGUUGUUAUAAAAAGCAAAAGAAAACACAUGGAGAAGAAGACGAAACAGAAUAUGGAAAAUCUGAUAGUAAAAGUGACACGAAACGAUUAACGAAAAAGAUUGAUGAACAUGAUCGAGAUGAUAUUGGUGGUGAAAUAAUUUCGAAAUAUUCUACAAUUGGUCAGUUAACUAAUGCAACAGUUGUUACUGAACCACCGCCAGCAUUUGCUAGAUUUAUGCUACGAAAAAGUGUUGAUCGACUUCAUUCAGAGUUUCGAGCUAUAACUCAAUUUCGAUCACGACUCGAAGAAGUUCAAAAGAAAAGACGUGAAGAUGCUAUUGAACAUAAACGCCAUAGUCAAGAUAAUAUUCUUGAUGCAUAA